CUCUAUUCUCUCUGUUCUCAUCUCUCUUUCAAUCUGUAUUCUCUCACUCACACGGUUCUAGCAUCCUCCAACAAUGGCUGAAGACGAUACUCCCCCACGUUUCUUUAAAGUUUUCAUCUCCCAUCACAGCUCAGAUUCCAUGAUGAUUCCCAUUUCCUACACCGAUGAACUUCCAAGAACUUUACCCAAAACAGCCAUUCUCCAAGGAACUGGUGGGUGUUUUUGGAAAGUUGAGAUGAAGAGGAAGAGAGAUGAGGUGCAUUUUGGAAAAGGAUGGAACAAAUUUGUUACGGACAACUCUCUUACGGACGGAGACUUUCUGACCUUUGUUUAUAACGGAGCCAACGUUUUCGAGGUCAGCAUCUACGGCCUUGGUGGAUGUAAGGAGAUGAGAGCAGUCACUGAAGUUGAAGAGGUCAAAGAAGACAGUGUUGUGUCUUUAAGCAGCACAGACUCAGACACUAGUUCCAAAUCCGAGGUGGCCAAUACAAUCAGCAAGAACAAAGGGAAGUCGCAAGUGGUAGAAGUUGAGGAUGAGUCUGAAGAGGCUGAGGCUGAGACUUGUUCUGAGUCCACUGUGGCUAAAACAACCACGGGAAGCCGAAACAAAGGAAAGAAGAAAGAGAAAGUUGUGGGGUCUUCUAAUGAAGACAGUGACAGUGAUUAUACUGAAGCGAAUGAAGACAGUGAAAGUGAUGAUACUGAAGCUUCUGAUCAGUUGAAUGCAUUUAGUGAGAGUUCUAAUACUGUGGCACAGCCAAAAAAGAAGAGGGAGAGAGUAACCGUCAAGAAGAUCAAAGACCCGGAGAGAUAUUUGGUUGAUCCAAAGAAUGUGUUCUUCGAGACAAACGUGAAGAAUAGGCCAUAUGAGCUGUUGGUUAGUGCACAACUAGUGAAAGACUAUGACUUAAAGUUCAAGAAGCUGGUUUACUACACUGACUAUCACAAGGACGGGAAGCUACAAGCGAAGACAACAAAAUGGAAGGAUAAUCGCGUUUGUAUCAAAAAGUGGAACCGCAUAUGCAAGAGGAACAAGUUGAAGAAAGGAGAUGGCAUAUUGUGCGAGCUUAAACGCAAAGAGGGUUUUGUUUACGCCGUUAGAAUCCAUAUCGUUCGGGAAAAGGAUUUGUAAACGUUGUGAGUACUAGGUGGAGAACUUGCAGGUUGAUAAAGAGCUUGUCUUUUAAUUUUAUGUUGUCUAUUAGUGCAGUUAUGAUGUUAUGUUUGAGCG
Messenger RNA from Brassica oleracea var. oleracea, 1231 nucleotides. RefSeq names its product B3 domain-containing protein At4g34400-like. Gene Ontology annotation, molecular function: DNA binding. The record is from RefSeq and is a predicted model, not a curated record. Lineage: Eukaryota; Viridiplantae; Streptophyta; Magnoliopsida; Brassicales; Brassicaceae. Bases 74 to 1132 code for a protein of 352 amino acids. The transcript is spliced from 6 exons.